This is a messenger RNA of Linnemannia hyalina, 921 nucleotides long. Lineage: Eukaryota; Fungi; Mortierellomycota; Mortierellomycetes; Mortierellales; Mortierellaceae. The record is from the annotation of a GenBank genome assembly.
AUGGGAAACAGCGAACUACGGGGAAUGAGGAUAUGGCUCGUCCUCCUCUCCUUCAUCAACAUCGGCACCAUCACCGGCUGUUACGCCUACCGCACCUACCACAAUUCGUUCAACUACACAGAACCACCAUGGAUGACCGUCAAGGACUGGGCAAUUAUCAUCUUCUCCGCCAUCCUCUUUGUCUCCUACGUCUACAGCUUCCGCGGCAAACGAGUCCAGGAAAAACAUAUGCGGGUCUUUUGGAUGCUCAUCCCCUGCCUCACCCUCAUGGGUAUCGCCUUCGACGCCAUCAACCGAGAGCUCACCCGUUACUCCGGAACCUCGUCAUCGAGCAGGAGUUCCUUUCAGUGCGGAGAACUCGAGUGCGUCCUUCGCUGGGUCGUUUACUUUGGUUGCGCUGUCACGGGUCUCUUCUCGCUGAUUGAGAUUGGGAUGGCUUAUGCCUGGGGACCCCUCCAGCCCAAGAACAGUCUCUAUGGGUCGCUGGGAUACAACAACAAUGCGCAAGUCAUGAUCGUCAGUCCGGCCCAUCAGCAACCCCAAAUCCUCUAUGCUCAGCAACCGGGACUCGUCGCACCUCAGCCCCUUCUCCAGCCUCAACAGAACUACUACUACCAACAGCCAGCACCAUUGCAACAACAACAGCAACAGCAACAACAUUCCAACAUAAUCGGUCCCCUUCCCACUAAUGAAUCCAACAACCUCAACCCAACAGCAGGAACACCAGGGGUAGCGGCGCAACCUUAUCUGUACACUGGGCAGCAACAACAGUUCCAGAGCUUUGCCCAACCCGCGCCCCUGCAGCAACAGCAACAACCACAACCUAGCCCCCAACCAUCACCAGGAGCAACCACUUCUACUCCUGGAACUCAACACUACUCCCCUGCUGCGGCUUCUUCACAACCUUCCACUUCGGCAUAA